AUGGACUUCCCUGCGCCGUUCAAUGCAAUGGCCAACGCGCAGCUUCUCAAGGCUGAGCAAGACCUCUACACCGAGUCUUGUCGCGCCAUGACGCGCUCCUCCAUGACCGCGGGUGUCGCCACAGUCACGGGCAUCACGACGGCCGGGGCCUCGGCAGCCGUGUACAUCCCGUUUUUCGUCCACCAAGUGAACUACAGCAGCAACAUCAACACUCAGCUCGCAGAAUGUUCCGCCGAAGUUCGCCGCCGCGGACUUGAGUCGCUCGAUACGGCGUACGGGCGGAUCUUCUUCGGUGCGGUGCUGACGUGUACCGGCAGCAUCGUGGGUCUCGUUGUGCCAGGAAGCGACUUGGCCGCGGACAUGUGGCUCGCUCCUGCGGCCGAAGCGACGGCUGAGGCAAUCCUCGUGAGCCGAGUAGGCGAGGCAGCCAUCCACGCAGCGGACCGCGUGGUCGAGGCGCUCCAGAACGCGGUCGUCGUGGACACGUUCUGCGAGAUCGCAGGCUUUGAUGUGGUCGAGAAACUGCACCCGUUCCAGAAUUUUCUUCACGACAAUGAAGCUGUCAAGGCCGAGCUGACCAAGCGAAUCGAGAUGCAGGCGAUCAGCACUCCUAUAGCCACCAUCGAAAUAUGUGCGGCACCGAUCCACGAGAAUCUAGCACGACGAGACGUGGAAGCAUACGUCGAGACCAUCACUGCGAACCAGAAGAAGGACGAACGCACAAAGCUGACGGCCGCGGCGGUUUACGCUGCACCGUCUGUGCCGUCCAGCGGCGGCGUGUGGAGCUGGGUGUGGGGCUGGGUGUUCUACUCCUCACCGGUUGUUACACCGGGCGGUGUCUCUGGUGACAUCUCGACCAUGACGGAGACGCAAGUCAAGGCCAAGAUCGAGGACCUUCAGCGAUGCAGCGUUGCGCAACUUCGUAUCGUCUACGAUAAGGUCGCUGACACGCUCACGCUGAGCAACAUGACCAACGCACAGCGACUGGAGAAACAUCUCGAGGCUUUCGUGCUUGCACGGUCGCUCGUGUUACUCCACUACGAUCUCGACCAGUGCCGCACGGUCGGCGAUGGGUACCUCGCCGACGAGACCAAGACGAGCUCGAAAUGCGCGUCCGUGGCAUUGAUCCAAGCGGCUUCUGCGGUCUCGGCGGCCAAGCCUACGCAGCUAGACCUCCUUCAGUGGAUGGAGCCAAACGAAGUUGUCGCGACGCACAUGGUCCAGUGGCGUCAGCUAAACUUAGGCGUGCAAGAGCAGCGCGUGAAGGAGCAAGUCGAGGCCAAGAAGCGAGACACGGCAUGCCAUUUUGGUGGAGCGCGUACAGCCUAGAGAGAGCGUCAACACGUACACUUCCCGCGCCAGCAGCGAGCUUACUCGUCGAAUAACCAGCAAAACCCUCCAACCUCGUUUGUAUCAGA
Molecule: messenger RNA, 1418 nt
Organism: Saprolegnia diclina VS20
Lineage: Eukaryota; Oomycota; Saprolegniomycetes; Saprolegniales; Saprolegniaceae
Exons: 1
Coding region: 1-1329 (442 amino acids)
Source: RefSeq, a predicted model, not a curated record